AUGGAUUGGUCAGAAUUGCCGCAACACAUUCUUCAUCACAUACUAAAUUUUGUUCCCACAAAGGAAGCAGCUCGAACAAGCAUCCUUUCAAAGACAUGGAAAAGCACAUGGGAUUCACGCUCCAAAGUGGAUCUAGAUCUAAAUAUAUUCGAGCCUUAUGAAGAGAAUUUCCCCGAAUUCGCGAGGAAAACCUUGGAAAGGUACGUUGAACAAGGUCUUGGAGUAGAAAGUUUGAAGCUAUCCUGGACGGCCUUGAUGAACAAUAAUGACCAUCAAAUAUUGGAUUCAAUGAAGCAGUGGAUAGACUUUGUAUUUGCCGCAGGUAACAACCUCAAACGACUAAUGAUCAUCUCCGGUUCUCCGUACAUGCUUAACUUGCGUGCUUCAAACACACUGGUAACGUUAAGUUUGUAUGACUGCAAGUUGGAGAAUAAUAAUAUUUCUGAAAACAUCAAGUUUCCAAGCCUCAAAAAUCUCAAUUUGCGAUUCACGUCACUAACUUCAGAUAUUAUUCACAAAAUAUUUCUCCGUGGAUCUCCUUUCCUUAAGAGCUUCUAUCUAAUUAGUUGUGACGGGCUAGAAAGUCUUGUGGUUUCAGGUCUAGUUUGGAUCACACAUAUUUUUGUCGAAUAUUGUCAGUCUCUCAGAAGGGUUGACAUACAAGCACCAAAUCUCCAAUGUUUCUCGUUUUUUAACCGGUCAAGAUUCCUUCAGAAACAUGACAAGUGUGAGAUUAAUUUAGGCAAUUGUGAUGCGAGUUUGAAAGAACUGACACUAGGGACAUUCGAAUUGCCAAGUGAUGAUAAGUGCUGGCUUCAAAGUAUGGUUUCUAGGUUUGUUUCCCUUGAGAGUUUGCAUCUUUGCAACCUCUAUAAUGCUAACAAGGAAGCUAUAAAGAUUUCUAACCCAAGCCUGAGGAGAUUAGUCAUCAGAAACUGUACAAGCUUCGAGGAUACCACUGUGAUUAAUGCUCCAAACCUGCGUUCGGUUGAGUUCCUUCUCAAUGGGUAUCCUUUCUAUUCUCUGCCCAAAUCAAAUAAAUUAUCACUAGUGCAAUUCUCUUCCGACCUCAAUAAUCAACCUGUCAAUGCCAUUUGGUUUCGCAAAUUGAAGGAAUUAUUUGCCGAAACAAGUCAUAUGGAAGAUACGCGCAUGAGUAUUCGAUGCAAUAAAAAGGACGAAUUUUAUGAGAAGCUACGUAUAGGAUGGUCAAAGAGACCGAGGUACUUGCCAGAUGCAGAACCGUAUGACUUGAAGAACAUUAAAAUCGAGAGCGUAAAUUUAGAACAAGACAUUGAUAUUAGAGAAGACAUUGAUGCUGCACUUUUACAAGCAUAUCGAGCAUUAUCAUUCAAGUUCACUAGAUUAAUUGACUUACCGUACUACAACAAAAGGUGCAGCGGCGAAAUUGCAGCAGAAGAACAUAGAAAAAUACUUGAAGCAAAAGAACAUAGAAAAAUAUUUAAGAGCACUAUCGGUGCUAAACGUCACCGCUAA
This is a messenger RNA of Morus notabilis, 1497 nucleotides long. RefSeq names its product putative F-box/LRR-repeat protein At3g44090. The transcript is spliced from 2 exons. Gene Ontology annotation, molecular function: protein binding. The record is from RefSeq and is a predicted model, not a curated record. Lineage: Eukaryota; Viridiplantae; Streptophyta; Magnoliopsida; Rosales; Moraceae. Bases 1 to 1497 code for a protein of 498 amino acids.